AUGGCUUCUGCAACAAAUGUUUCACAUAUUAAAAAAAAACAACAUAAAAAAAGACGAUCUAUACGCCAAACAGUGCAACCGGCUAAACCUGUACGAACAACAAAAGAAAUUAAACUUAUACACACGAAAAACAUGUUAAAAGAUGACUGUAAAAGUGCAGAUAUCUCCAAACCACCUCUUCACAUGCUACAAGACUCUCAUUCUCAAAAGCUCCUUGAAAUGCUCAAUAACCAUUUUCACGAUCUACAACAUACUACUCAUGAGCGUUGUAAAAAAGAACUUUUUUCACUUGCAGAAGAAGCCAUUCAAACUCUUUCAAAUCCACCUGCUGAUCCUAUAUUCCAACAGAUGCAACAUGAACUUGAAAAUGCACAACUCGACUGUACUUUCAUAAUGGAUCAAGAAAAAACGCUUCAAGAAGCACAACAACGUCUUUCUACUUGUUUGGAGACAUAUAUUAAGGAAGCGAAGAAAAUUCAAACAGAAAUACGGGCUCUUCUUCUUUCAACGGGACCUUUUGAGCUUACUGAUGACAUAUGGACGGAUGCUGAAGCACUUUUAGAACAAGUAAACAUGAUUACAGACAAAUAUCUACAUAAGAUGAAAGAUACAAUGCAGCUCUGUUCAACUUGGAUAUUAAUGGGUCAAUAG
Molecule: messenger RNA, 651 nt
Organism: Pneumocystis jirovecii RU7
Lineage: Eukaryota; Fungi; Ascomycota; Pneumocystomycetes; Pneumocystales; Pneumocystaceae
Exons: 5
Coding region: 1-651 (216 amino acids)
Source: RefSeq, a predicted model, not a curated record